Messenger RNA from Cyprinodon variegatus (sheepshead minnow), 3033 nucleotides. RefSeq names its product probable E3 ubiquitin-protein ligase DTX3 (gene dtx3). The record is from RefSeq and is a predicted model, not a curated record. Gene Ontology annotation, biological process: protein ubiquitination; Notch signaling pathway. Lineage: Eukaryota; Metazoa; Chordata; Actinopteri; Cyprinodontiformes; Cyprinodontidae. The transcript is spliced from 4 exons. Bases 591 to 1700 code for a protein of 369 amino acids.
GUAAACUAAUGUGGAGCCCAGAGACUGAGGAAAAAUGACGCGGACACGAGUGGGGAAAAGCUGGUUUGCGUAAAAGAAAGAAGGGAAGAGUGAAUUGUCAGCGCAGGCUCACAGCACAACGUGGCCGAGGCUGAUAAACGAAGAGGGUCGGUGAAGGUUUUUUUUUUUUUUACUUUAUGUUUACGCCUACAAGGACACAGGAGCGCAGGCGAGACCGAGCAAAAAAAGAGGACUGGGUGGUGCAUUCAUUGAUUUCUGUUUCUUUUAAACGAUUUACUCGCAAUCGAGGAAAGCGUUGGAUAUCAUGGCUUGACAAGAGCCGACUCAUCACCAGCCGAUCAGCUGCAGUGAGAAUAAAGGCCUUUUAAUCCAGCCUCAGAGCUCCAUGACAGCCGCUUCACUGAGGGCUGGAGAUGUGCAGAGGAGGAGGCGCUUUGCUCAUACAUGUUGGAAGAAAUGAGACCUUAAUGUUGCCACAUCGCUGAAUUUCCCUCUCGCCUAAAUAUAUCCAGCCUAUUGGGGCUCCAGCUCUUCAGUUUUAUCUCUACUUCUGCUCAACAGGAAGCUUUUUUUCUCACUUGGAGGAAUUUAUGGGAUCACAAGUUUCGUCUGAUGAGAUGAGUGUGCGUGCUGGCCAGGGCAGUGAUGAGGUGCUGGUUUCUCAGGCAGUUUGGGAUUACCUGGCUGCAGCUGGGCGGCCCUGGCUCAUUGACUUCCAGCACAAACAGGGAAUGAGCGCUGGCAUCAUUAGGCGAGGAGAGAGAGGAGGCUGCUGUGCCGUGAAGUUACAGCCAGUGGAAGGCUCAAGGAGCACCAGAUCCAGCAUGACGGAUGGACCCAUCUCUAGUGAGACGCGCAAAGCCUUCAUUGACUUAUGCCGAUGUGCCCGUAAAGAAAUGAGCAAACAGGAGGGAGGGUCCAAGAGGAAGAGAGCUCUGCUACCUUGCGUUGGAGCCCUGGAGCAGAAUGGAGAAGGGAGCCUGCUUCAGGCUCCACCUUCCCAGCCUCGGCGCUCCCAAAGACAGCAGCAAAGGUUCAGGAAGCCUGCUGAUGAGGAGGUGUGUGCCAUGCUUCAUGAAGCCUCCCUGAGGAAAGAAAAGGACUCUGGUAUGGGUUCCCACAGUGAAGCAGAGGAUAGAAACAGUUGCUCAAUUUGCAUGGGGGACAUAGUGGAGAGGACCACCCUGGAGAAAUGCGGCCAUUCAUUCUGCCGUUCAUGCCUGGAGCAAGCUUUUAAGGUGAAGAAAGCCUGUCCCGUGUGCAGACUGGUGUAUGGCCAACUGGUUGGGAACCAGCCUGCCAAUGGGUCGAUGACUGUGGAGCGGGAUCCUGAUCUGGAGCUUCCUGGCCAUGAAGGCCAUGGGUGUAUCUGCAUCAUUUACAGUUUUCCUCCUGGAAUACAGACGCUUGAUCACCCAAACCCUGGUGUUCGAUACCCAGGAACGGACCGCGUGGCCUACCUCCCCGACAGCCCUGAAGGGAACCGUGUGCUGGGCCUGCUGCGUCGGGCCUUCGAACAGCGCCUUAUCUUCACCAUCGGUACCUCCAUGACGACAGGCCUGCAAAAUGUCAUCACCUGGAAUGACAUUCACCACAAGACAUCUAUAUUCGGCGGGCCGCGCUGCUUUGGCUACCCAGACCCCACAUAUUUGGUGCGAGUAACAGAGGAGCUCAGAGAAAAAGGUAUUACUGCGGACUGACGACGUGAGACCGAGAAGGACUUUGGACGUUUUUCUUGGGAAUCUCCUCAUUGUGGAUUUGACCAAGCAGCAGGUUUUGCUAUGGAACUUUUGUCACUUUAAAUGUGGCUGAAGGUUUAAAAAAACAAAACAAAAAAAAAACACCUCAUCAGACGGAUGUCCAUUGCUGCAGAAGAAUCCCUAUCACCUCCACUGCCUGUUCUGCUUUGAUCAUUUUUCUUGGCAGUUCAGCUUAUUUAGUGCUACAUGUAGAAGAAAAUACUCUAAAUGCAGUGAAAAUCCUCAAACUGUCACUGCUGGCCCAAGGCCUCACUUCUAUUGCACUUAUUUAGCGGCUUGUCAAGUUUAUGGUACAACAUAUUAUUUCGAUCAUUUAAGUUUUGUUAGUUUAAGUAUAAUUAUGUUCUUUAUUUUUUAUUUCCCUUCUAUGGGUAUUAUUUAGGUCUUAAAAGCACACGUUUUGUUGUGUUUCUCUAAAUUGUUUGUUGAACAUGUUAGAGUGUUAUUAAUUACCUGUUGUAAUGAUUGUACCUGGUUCAUAGCAGAAGAGCACUGCUUCUAGCAACAGAUUUAAAUAUUCUGAUGUUAUUGCAAUCUUAAGCACUCACAGGCACUUUGGUAUUUUCCUUUUUAGUGAAAUAGAAGUAAUGGAGAUUUUCUUCCUCUCACUGCAGGAUGUUUGAGGUCAACAGGUUUAUGCCACCAUCGGCUGUUGGCAGGCAACGUAUUUAUUCAGUGUGAUCUUUAUCUCGAGAUGUACUCCGUACUUAAAAUAAGAGGAAUGUUAAAUGAUGUCUCAUUGCAGCGCCGUUUGGUAUGCAUUGGAACUUCCCGCUGGUUUUCUUCCAGUCGUCAGUCCUGUUUUUUCCAAGAUGUCUUCUAGUCAUUUGCCCCAUUACCUCACUAUGUUGGAAACAUUCUCUGAAUUAGCAGAUUAAUGAUGAUGUCAACUUUGAAGGGCAUAUAGAUCACUUUAACCAAAUCUAAGGCACAAAAGCUCUUUAAAUAUCUAUGCUUUCAUUCCUUUCAAACUAGAUGAUUUUUUCCUAUUAGAUUGUUCUUUUCAAUAUGAGUUAACUAUGUAAAUUUCUUAAUGUUUAACCAACAAUUGGGGAGUUUAGAGAUUAAUUUGAUUGGAGGCGAGUCACUGAUCUCAGUUUGUUGUGCCUUCUUUAUAUUCUUUUUUGACUCAAGAAAUAAUCAGCCAUGAGGGUGUCUGAAAAUGUUGGAAUUGUUUGGGUGCAUUUUAAGCGCCAUUUGAUCAUAUAAAAGCAUCUAGCUUUUAGGAGAAAAGAAACAACUCAGUUUAUAAGAUUUCUAAGCUUAUCGGGUC